This is a messenger RNA of Chiloscyllium plagiosum (whitespotted bambooshark), 1935 nucleotides long. RefSeq names its product zinc finger, CCHC domain containing 24 (gene zcchc24). NCBI's taxonomy places the organism in Eukaryota, Metazoa, Chordata, Chondrichthyes, Orectolobiformes, Hemiscylliidae. Gene Ontology annotation, molecular function: nucleic acid binding; zinc ion binding. The record is from RefSeq and is a predicted model, not a curated record.
ACACACACACACAACCCAGGAGCCGCCAGCGACUCCAGUGAAAUGUAUCAAAGCUGAUGAUGCACUUCCGGGUGCCUCUCUGAUUGGCUGCUCAGAAGUAACUCUUCCCUUGGGAGAAAUAGCGGAUCAGUCUGAGGCUCUCUCUCCCAACACCACCCCCCCUCCACCAAAAAAAAAGAGAAACUUACUGACAACUUCCCAAACAACACAGCUACAGGCAACUAAACAACAACAAUAACACGAGCCGGACUGGCUCCUCUGGGCAGCAGCGGCCAACGUUGGCUUGGGACUUUGUGACUUUCUCUACAAUCACACACACACACACACACACUCUCUCUGACUUUGUCAAACAAGGAGAGGGAGAAGGCGAGCCAGCAGCAGCAGCAGCAGCAACUCAGGAUGAGUCUACUGUCAACGAUCGACACCAGCGCCUCUGUCUACCAGCCAGCCCAGCUCUUAAACUGGGUCUAUCUGUCUCUGCAGGACACUCACCAGCCGAGUGCUUUUGAUGCUUUUAGACCGGAGCCGUCAUCCCAGCACCACGACCUGAACUACACCAAAGCUGCCGCCGACCUGGGAACUUCGCUCUAUUCCAACUAUCUCAAUAACUUUUCCCAACUCCACAGGAACGAGGCUAUUACCAGCGGGUUGUAUAAGAACGCGUCUCCCUAUGGUUCUCUGAGUAAUAUCGUGGAUGGGCUGAGCUCGUUGACCGACCAUUUCUCGGAUCUAUCCUUAUCGGCAGAACCCCGUAAACCCGGCAAAAGACCUCCACCCAACUACCUGUGUCACCUCUGCUUCAACAAAGGGCAUUAUAUCAAGGACUGUCCCCAGGCACGCCCCAAAGGAGAAGGCCUGACCCCUUACCAGGGCAAGAAACGCUGCUUUGGUGAAUACAAGUGCCCUAAGUGUAAGAGGAAAUGGAUGAGCGGUAACUCAUGGGCCAACAUGGGCCAGGAAUGCAUCAAGUGCCACAUCAACGUUUACCCCCACAAGCAGAGACCCUUGGAGAAACCUGAUGGCCUGGACGUGUCGGAUCAGAGCAAAGAGCAUCCACAACAUCUGUGCGAGAAGUGCAAAGUUCUGGGCUAUUAUUGUCGUCGGGUGCAGUGAGUGGCUCACCAGACCUCGCAGCCACCAGCAUUGCCACCCCUCCCAUCCCCGAAUCCUUCCUCCGCCCCCCCCACCACCACCACCACCACCGUCCCCCACACCCAUCAGCAUCCCUCUCCCAACACUGCUCAGACCACACGUCCAGUCGAAAGAUGAAUUCGCCAAAAUCUCGCUCAUGACAGAAAGCAAUUCAGGGGCCUGAAAUUGGUAGAAUGUGACUCUUUCCUCUGUAUGUGCGUAUUUUCGGGUUGUAUUUAUAGUAUUAACUACCAGAAACAGUAUUACCAAUAGCAGUUUAAUGUGGCACCUUACAUGGGGUGUCUUGCCUACUCUUUGUUUACAGAGACUUUGUACCAGGAGCCAGUGCAAGGGGGAGAACUUAUUGAGCUGAAAGGCUGAUAUUUUAAACCAAGCCUCUUCUGUGCCAUUACUAACCCAUAAGCUGAUAGUACAAGUCCACUUGCUGUGAAUUGUCACAUGGAUUGAGAGCUUCGAUCCCCUAGCUCUUUGUGUCAAAAAAAGCUGGCAAGCGUCAGUAUUAGAGUAGUAACAAAAAUAUGGUUAUUGGCAUGUGAUUACAACGAAGACUGACAAAUAUGUGUCUGGUAUUGUAGAGAUUAAAGAGUAGGUUGAAAAGGGAAAGAGGCAUGAUUAACUUUUGGGGUACUGAAUAAUAUUUUUGAACAGUAGACAGCACAUUAUCACAACUGGAGAUAUUUCCCUAGACAUCCACAUCAAAUAACUGCAGUGACAAAAUGCAAUACUGUGAAUUUCUGCGAUCCUUAAUCACUGAACACUAAGCGCCUUCAGAACUUAAAUCCA